GGUAGAUCAGGCCAGACCCCUGCGUUCAGUGUUCAGUGCUGCCUGGAGGUUGGCUGUAGGACUCAGGUGACUGGCUCCGGGUGGGAUCAAGGACACAGUCAGUGAGCAGGAAGACUCCGUCGGUGUCAGCAGCAUGAAGCUGAAUUUCAAAGGCCUGAGGGCCCUGGUGACAGGGGCAGGGAAAGGGAUUGGACGGGACACUGUGAAAGCCCUGCACGCCUCGGGAGCCAAAGUGGUGGCCGUGACACGCACCAACGCAGACCUGGUCAGCCUUGCCAAAGAGUGUCCGGGCAUAGAGCCCGUGUGUGUGGACCUGGGUGACUGGGAGGCCACGGAGAAGGCGCUGGGCGGUAUUGGCCCCGUGGACCUGCUGGUGAACAAUGCAGCCGUGGCGCUGAUAGAGCCUUUCAUAGAGUCUACCAAGGAGGUCUUUGACAGGUCCUUCAAGGUGAAUGUGCGCUCUGUGUUGCAGGUGUCCCAGAUUGUAGCCAAGGGCAUGAUUAACCGUGGAGUGCCAGGGUCCAUUGUCAACGUCUCCAGCAUGGUGGCCUAUGUCACCUUCCCUGGCCUGACCACCUACAGUUCCACCAAGGGAGCAAUAACCAUGCUGACCAAAGCCAUGGCCAUGGAACUGGGGCCAUACAAGAUCCGGGUAAACUCCGUAAACCCCACUGUGGUGCUGACUGAUAUGGGCAAGAAAGUCUCUGCAAAACCUGGCUUUGCCAAGAAGUUAAUGGAGCGCCACCCGCUGAGGAAGUUCGCAGAGGUGGAGGACGUUGUCAACAGCAUCCUCUUCCUGCUCAGCGACCACAGCGCCUCGACCAGUGGCUCUGGCAUCCUGGUGGACGCUGGGUACCUGGCCUCCUAGACUGCCCAGAUGCAGUGGAUUCCUGGAGGCCUCUCCACCCCCACCCUCACACCAGGACGCUGCCUUCAACCCACCCCAUGUCCAUCCCUAAUUUUAGACUCCAGGAUCCCUCCCUUCCAUACCAGCUGGGCUGGGCUAAUUUGCCUGAAUAAAUGACCAUAGUAUCCCAAA
Molecule: messenger RNA, 1039 nt
Organism: Myodes glareolus (Bank vole)
Lineage: Eukaryota; Metazoa; Chordata; Mammalia; Rodentia; Cricetidae
Source: RefSeq, a predicted model, not a curated record